AUGUGCAAGAAGGACAAGCGUUCCAAGCUCGAAGGAGACGAAUUGGCAGUUCGUCAUUCGUUCGAAUACAUGAGAAGAAAUAUUUUUUACAGGAGGCUCAACAAAAAGGAUCUUUCCAACUACCGACCUCCAAUGUAACUGCCAAGCUCGAUGCUUCUCAAUGGCCGUUGUUGCUGAAGGUUAGUUAUUUUUAAAAUGAAAUGUAUUCCUCUUCUAUUUCAGAACUACGACAAACUCAACGUCCGAACAAACCACUACACCCCACACGUUGAGGGAGUUUCGCCGCUGAAACGCGACAUCGCGAACUAUGUUUCUUCGGGAUUUUUCAACCUCGAUAAGCCGUCCAACCCAUCGUCUCACGAAGUCGUUUCCUGGAUCAAAAGAAUUCUGCGUGCCGGAAAGACGGGUCACAGUGGAACGCUCGAUCCGAAAGUGUCGGGAUGUCUUAUCGUGUGUAUCGAUCGUACCACUCGCUUGGCCAAGUCGCAACAAGGAGCUGGAAAGGAAUACAUCUGCAUUUUCAAGCUGCACGAAGCUGUUGAUGAUGAGCGCAAGGUCCGCCAGGCCCUCGAGAAGCUCACUGGAGCUCUCUUCCAACGUCCUCCGCUGAUCUCGGCCGUUAAGCGUCAGCUUCGUAUUCGUACGGUCUACGAGAACAAGUUCAUCGAGUACGAUGCGAACCAGCACAUGGGAAUUUUCAAGUAGGUGGUAAAAAGGCAGAACAGUAUUUUAUUGUUCCUUUACAGCUGCGUCUGCGAGUCCGGAACCUACGUCCGUACUAUCUGUGUUCAUCUUGGUCUUAUCCUUGGAUGUGGUGGACAGAUGCAGGAACUUCGUAGAAAUCGGUAUUUUUAUGUGAACUUCGAACUGUUGCCGAAUGGUUCAUUACAGCUCGGGAAUCUGCGACGAGAAUGAGAGCAUGGUGACGAUGCACGACGUCCUCGAUGCUCAGUAUUUGUUGGACACCCAAAAGGACGAGAGCUACAUGAGACACAUUGUCCGUCCACUCGAGGCUCUUCUUAUUCAGCAUAAGAGAGUUGUCGUGAAGGACAGUUGCGUCAAUGCAAUCUGCUACGGAGCCAAGAUUUUGAUUCCGGGAAUUAUCCGCUACGACGAUGAUAUCGAAGUCGGAAAGGAGAUUGUCGUGAUGACCACGAAAGGAGAAGCCAUCUGCAUCGCCAUUGCUCAGAUGAGCACCUCGACCAUCGCUUCCGUUGACCAUGGAGUUGUUGCCAAGUCGAAGCGCGUUAUCAUGGAGCGUGACGUGUACGAAAGAAAGUGGGGACUCGGACCAGUGGCCUCGAAAAAGAAGCAAAUGAUCAAGGAUGGUCUCCUCGACAAGUUCGGAAAGCCAAACUAUUCCACUCCGAAAUCUUGGUCCAAGGAACACGUGCAGACCGACAAGCAGACGCAGAACGACGCUGUUGUGAAAGAAGAGGUGGAUGAUGGGGAGCCGAACAACAAGAAGACGAAGCCAGUGAAGGAGGAGUUGAACAGCGACAGCGACUAA
This is a messenger RNA of Caenorhabditis sp. 36 PRJEB53466, 1510 nucleotides long. The record is from the annotation of a GenBank genome assembly. NCBI's taxonomy places the organism in Eukaryota, Metazoa, Nematoda, Chromadorea, Rhabditida, Rhabditidae.